Rhodamnia argentea is the source of this 3649-nucleotide messenger RNA. Its product is annotated as cellulose synthase A catalytic subunit 6 [UDP-forming]-like. Gene Ontology annotation, biological process: plant-type primary cell wall biogenesis; cellulose biosynthetic process. The coding region runs from base 151 to 3429 and encodes 1092 amino acids. Gene Ontology annotation, molecular function: cellulose synthase (UDP-forming) activity. The record is from RefSeq and is a predicted model, not a curated record. The transcript is spliced from 14 exons. Lineage: Eukaryota; Viridiplantae; Streptophyta; Magnoliopsida; Myrtales; Myrtaceae. Gene Ontology annotation, cellular component: trans-Golgi network; plasma membrane.
GUGAGAGAGAGAGAGAGCUAAAAGUUUGGAUUUUUAAGCUGUUAUGAGUGAUAGGGUGGAGAGGCAAAAGGUUUUAUAAUGCCUAAGCAAAAGUGAAACUCUUGGAUUUCCAAAGCUGCGGGCUUUUUGUGAGUUGGGUGAGCCGCGCUCAUGGAUACAGGAAGGCUUGUGGCUGGUUCUCACAACAGGAACGAGUUUGUUCUCAUCAAUGCUGAUGAAGUUGGACGUGUGACUUGCGUCAAACAUAUAACUGGGGAAAUAUGCCAGAUCUGUGCGGAUGAGAUAGAAAUAACAGGGGAUAGAGAGCCAUUUGUUGCUUGCAAUGAGUGUGCAUUCCCUGUUUGUAGACAUUGCUAUGAGUAUGAAAGGAGUGAGGGAACUCAAGCAUGCCCUCAUUGCAAAACUCGAUAUAAGCGUAUUAAAGGGAGUCCAAGAGUUGAGGGCGACGAAGAAGAAGAAAAAACAGAUGAUUUGGAGCGUGAGUUUGAUAUAGGAGACAGUGGAAGAGGGAACCUGCACAGCACAGCAGAGGGCAAGCUGUCCACUCACCUUAACUUUGGGCCCGACUGGCAAACCCACACUCCCGGCAUUACUAUUACAUCAGAGCUGGAUGCAUCUUCUGCUGUUCCUGAAAUUCCGUUAUUAACUUAUGGUCAAGAGGAUGUUGGGAUUUCCUCUGAUAAGCAUGCAUUGACUAUCCCGCCGUUUAUGGGUCGAGGAAGAUGGAUUCAUCCAAUUCCAAAUUCUGAUUCUUCUGUGCCAUUGCCACCAAGAGCUUUGGAUCCAAAGAAAGAUUUAGCAGUCUAUGGAUAUGGAACUGUGGCAUGGAAGGAACGUAUGGAAGAGUGGAAGAAGAAGCAAAAUGGAAGACUUCAGUUUGUGAAGCAUGAAAGAGGAAGUGAUGGACACGAACCAGAUGAUCCUGAUUUGCCCAUGAUGGACGAGGGAAGACAGCCUCUUUCAAGGAAGUUACCAAUUCCUUCCAGCAAGAUCAGUCCUUACAGAUUAAUAAUUAUUCUGCGGCUUGUGAUCCUUGGAUUGUUCUUUCACUAUCGGAUUCUUCACCCCGUGAAUGAUGCAUAUGGAUUGUGGCUUACAUCAGUGAUAUGCGAAAUCUGGUUUGCUAUGUCAUGGAUACUGGAUCAGUUUCCAAAAUGGUACCCAAUUGAACGAGAAACAUACCUUGACCGCUUGUCACUGAGGUAUGAAAAAGAGGAAAGGCCCACCAAAUUAGCCAAUAUAGACAUAUUUGUGAGUACAGUGGAUCCCAUGAAAGAACCUCCUCUUAUAACUGCAAACACUGUUCUGUCCAUACUUGCUGUAGAUUACCCAGUCGACAAAGUAGCAUGCUAUGUCUCAGAUGACGGGGCAGCGAUGCUCACCUUUGAAGCCCUAUCGGAGACAUCAGAGUUUGCGACGAAGUGGGUUCCAUUCUGUAAGAGAUUCAAUAUUGAGCCUAGGGCCCCAGAAUGGUAUUUUUCUCAAAAGGUUGACUAUUUGAAGGACAAAGUGAAUCCGGAGUUUGUGAGAGAACGCCGUGCCAUGAAGAGAGAAUAUGAAGAGUUCAAAGUCCGUAUAAAUGGGUUGGUGGCAAUGGCACAGAAAGUUCCUGAAGAAGGUUGGACAAUGCAGGACGGCACUCCGUGGCCUGGGAACAAUGUCAGAGAUCAUCCUGGAAUGAUCCAGGUUUUCCUUGGCCAAAAUGGUGUCCGUGAUGUUGAAGGAAAUGAAUUACCUCAGCUAGUUUAUGUCUCUCGUGAGAAGAGACCUGGUUUUGAUCAUCACAAGAAAGCUGGAGCCAUGAAUGCUCUGGUGCGGGUCUCAGCAGUCAUCACAAAUGCCCCUUAUAUGCUGAACGUGGAUUGUGAUCACUAUAUAAACAACAGCAAGGCUCUUCGAGAAGCCAUGUGCUUCAUGAUGGAUCCAAUUUCGGGCAAGAAGAUAUGUUACGUGCAAUUUCCACAGAGAUUUGACGGGAUAGAUCGUCAUGAUAGAUACUCAAAUCGUAAUGUAGUAUUUUUUGACAUAAAUAUGAAGGGUUUGGAUGGCAUACAAGGACCAAUUUAUGUUGGAACUGGUUGUGUCUUCCGGAGGCAGGCUUUGUAUGGAUAUGAUGCCCCAAUAAAAAAGAAACCUCCUAGGAAAACAUGUAACUGUUGGCCGAAAUGGUGCUGCUUGUGUUGUGGAUCUAGAAAAAGGGAUAGGAAAAUGAAGUCGAAUGAGCAAAAGAAGACAGUGAGGAACAGGGAGGCUUCAAAGCAGAUCCAUGCACUGGAAAAUAUUGAAGAGGGAAUUGAAGGUAUAGACAAUGAAAAAUCAUCACUGAUGUCCCGAGUGAAGUUCGAGAAGAAGUUUGGUCAAUCCCCGGUUUUCAUAGCUACAACCCUGAUGGAAGAAGGUGGCGUCCCAAAGGGAGCCACUACUGCAUCACUUUUGAAAGAAGCCAUUCACGUCAUUAGCUGUGGUUAUGAGGACAAAACAGAAUGGGGAAAAGAGGUGGGCUGGAUAUAUGGCUCCGUUACAGAGGAUAUCUUAACAGGCUUCAAGAUGCACUGUCAUGGCUGGCGAUCUGUAUUCUGCAUGCCUAAGCGGCCCGCUUUCAAGGGCUCAGCUCCAAUAAACCUCUCAGAUCGCCUGCAUCAGGUUCUCCGUUGGGCUCUUGGAUCGGUUGAGAUCCUUUUGAGCAGGCAUUGUCCGAUAUGGUAUGGAUAUGGCUGCGGCUUAAAAUGGCUAGAGCGGUUUUCUUACAUCAACUCGGUCGUCUAUCCUUUGACGUCCAUUCCCUUGAUCGCAUAUUGUACUCUUCCAGCUGUUUGUCUUCUAACGGGAAAGUUCAUUGUCCCUGAGAUAAGCAACUAUGCUAGUCUCAUUUUCAUGGCACUCUUUAUAUCCAUCGCGGCUACAGGCAUCCUCGAGAUGCAGUGGGGUGGUGUCGGCAUCCACUACUGGUGGAGAAACGAGCAGUUCUGGGUAAUUGGGGGGGUCUCAUCUCACCUGUUUGCUCUCUUCCAGGGUCUACUAAAAGUUUUGGCCGGCGUCAACACAAACUUCAUGGUCACGUCCAAAGCCGGAGACAACGGAGAGUUCUCUGAGCUAUACCUCUUCAAGUGGACAUCCUUGUUAAUCCCUCCCUUGACUCUGCUCAUCCUAAACAUAACUGGAGUCAUUGUCGGCGUUUCAGAUGCCAUCAACAAUGGCUACGAAUCUUGGGGUCCACUGUUGGGCAAACUAUUCUUUGCUCUGUGGGUCAUUGUUCAUCUGUAUCCCUUCCUCAAGGGAUUCAUGGGAAAACAGGAUCGGGUACCCACGAUCAUAAUUGUUUGGGCAAUUCUUCUCGCCUCGAUAUUAACUCUUUUAUGGGUCCGAAUAAACCCAUUCAUUUCCAAGGACGGCAUUGUGCUAGAGGUGUGUGGAUUGGAUUGCAACUAGGAUUAGGUGAGUUAGGAAUGUUUUAGUAGACUAAAAUUUUACCUGUAGAAUUUUUGUUACUGUAGUUUACGAUCGAUUGUGUUCGUCGGUUGAAGACUCGAAGCGGAGGGCACCCUCUUGCGAUUUGCAGUGGGAUUCAUCAAGGAGAAGGCUCCUUGAAGGGUGUAUGUACAAAAAAUGAAAAUUGGAAAAGGAGAAAGGAAAAGAAUGAUUUUUGGCA